AUGGCAAGGAAAAAUGCACCUGAUCCUAAAGUGGCUGCAGAUUUAGCUGGAUAUGAAAGAUUGAAUAAGAGUUCUGCAUCAGUUGGAGUAGACAGAUUUAGCAAAAGCUAUUCCCUAAUUGAAGAUCUUAACAGGACCUCUACAUCAAUUGGAGAAAGUUAUGCAAAGCCUAAACAAAAGCCAAAGAGCGACGUCAAGAAAUAUAGCAAAGUGAAAACGAUGCUGGUUUAUGGCCAAUCUGCAGUUAUUCUUUUGCUUUUCCUCGCUGCGUUGUAUUUGCAAUAUAAAAUUUCGUUCCUAAAAAAGACUAGCCAUGCUAAUAAUCCUUAA
Molecule: messenger RNA, 330 nt
Organism: Blepharisma stoltei
Lineage: Eukaryota; Ciliophora; Heterotrichea; Heterotrichida; Blepharismidae
Source: the annotation of a GenBank genome assembly